AUGAUAGUACCAAAAACAGAGCAUCUCACAAGCGUUCAAGUGCCACAUUAAACCCAUUCAUAACGUUGGCUGCCAUGGGAAAACAGUCUCCUCUUCUUCUUCUUCUUCUUCUUCUUCUUAUUCUCUCUUUUGUGUUUUCUCUGGGUUUGUUCCGAGGCCAUUGUGCCUUGGCUGCAGGAACUGAUGACGGUUCUGAACAAUGGGGAUACGUGGAAGUUCGACCAAAAGCACAUUUAUUUUGGUGGCUUUAUAGAAGUCCAUACAGAGUUGAAGAUCCAUCGAAUCCAUGGCCAACAAUACUCUGGCUCCAAGGAGGCCCUGGGACCUCUGGUGUUGGACUAGGAAAUUUCUUAGAAAUUGGACCAGUAGAUGUCAAAUAUCACCCCAGAAAUUCCACUUGGCUUAAAAAGGCUGAUCUCUUAUUUGUUGACAAUCCGGUGGGAGCUGGAUUUAGUUAUGUGGAAGACAAGUCUCUGUUAGUGAAGACAGAUGAAGAUGCAGCAGCUGAUUUAACUACCUUAUUGAAGGAGCUUUUUAAUUCAAAUAAAACUCUCCAGAAAUCUCCCCUCUACAUAAUUGCAGAGUCCUAUGGAGGGAAAUUUGCUGUAACUCUGGGAUUAUCUGCCAUUAAAGCUAUUGAAGCAGGAAAACUCAACCUUCAACUUGGGGGUAUUGCCUUGGGAAAUAGUUGGAUUUCUCCAGAAGAUUUUGUGGCUUCAUGGGGACCUCUUCUUAAAGAUCUUUCGAGGAUGGAUGAAAAUGGUUUAGAAAUCUUAAAGAGGUCUCAUCUCUAUCUUGCACAAGGUGCUUUCACGAAUGCAACAUCAACAUGGGGUGAAUCUGAGAGUGUUGUUUUGAAACACAGUAACGAUGUGGAUUUUUAUAACUUCUUACUGGAUUCCCAAGAUGAUCCCAUUGACUAUGAUGCAGGCGCCAUUACUAAAUUGAUGAAUGAGCUUGUUAGAAAAAAGUUGAAGAUUAUUCCUCAGAAUGUAACAUGGAAACCAUCUUCUUCUGAUGUUUUUGAAGCGAUUGCGGGUGAUUUUAUGAAACCAAGAAUAAGAGAGGUGGAUGAGCUCCUAGCCAAGGGUGUCAAUGUAACAAUAUAUAAUGGACAGAUUGAUCUUAUAUGCUCAACCAAAGGAGUAGAAUCAUGGAUUAACAAGCUCCAGUGGGAUGGUUUGAAGAAAUUUCAGAGUUUGGAUCGCAUCCCAUUGUAUUGUGGACAAAAUGACACUUCUACUAAAGCAUUUAGUAGAUCUUACAAGAAUUUUUCUUUCUACUGGAUUUUGGGGGCUGGUCAUUAUGUUCCUGUUGAUCAACCCUGUACUUCUUUGCAAAUGGUGGGCACAAUUACCAGAUCGCCAAAUUAAACAUUCUCUUCAAAACACCCUAUUUAUGUAUGUAUACCAUUGCUAAUCGAUUGAAACUCUCCCAUUUUCAAUAAUGAUGGAUUGGAUCGCCCUCCAUUCAACAUAAUUAUGUACUUUUAUUGCCAUCUUGUUGAUGGAAACUAAUUCCCACCCCAAUCUUGUACUUUACUCAUGUAUAAUCUCUUAAUAGAAUCUCGAGUACAAU
Rubroshorea leprosula is the source of this 1578-nucleotide messenger RNA. The record is from the annotation of a GenBank genome assembly. NCBI's taxonomy places the organism in Eukaryota, Viridiplantae, Streptophyta, Magnoliopsida, Malvales, Dipterocarpaceae.